GAUAAAUAGAGGGAAGCGAAGCCGCUGGCGCCGGGAAGAGGGUUUUUUUUUUGCUGGGCGCGAGGCAGCGCGGCUUUUCUUCUCCGACUUGAAGGUUUCUCCGCCUGAGGGGAGGAAAGCGCGCCAUGGAUCAGCCCGUGCAGACAGAAGUGUGGAAAGCGCAGACGUUAGAGGAGCUGAUCGAGAUCCUGCACCGGCUGUUUGCUGGCGAUAAAGUCAAUGUGGCAGAAGUGCAAAACGUAAUGGAAUCUUACGAGAGUAACCCUGAGGAGUGGACCAAGUAUGCCCAGUUUGACCAGUUCAGAUAUACAAGAAAUCUUGUGAAUGAAGGAAAUGGAAAGUUCAAUUUGAUGCUCUUAUGCUGGGGAGAAGGACAUGGCAGCAGCAUCCAUGAUCACAUGGAUUCGCACUGCUUUAUGAAGAUCCUUCAAGGAAAUCUGAAGGAAACACUGUUUGAAUGGCCUAGCAAAAAGGGAGGUGGAGAGCUGCUGAAGAAAUCUGAGAGAGUUUUGAGGGAAAAUCAGUGUGCCUAUAUAACAGAUUCCAUUGGCUUGCAUCGUGUGGAGAACCCAAGCCAUACAGAAACUGCUGCUAGUCUUCAUUUGUACAGUCCACCCUUUGAAACCUGCCAUGCCUUUGAUCAAAGAACUGGACAUAAGCAAAAAGUUAAAAUGACAUUCUAUAGUCAGUUUGGGGAGAGGACUCCAUAUGCAGCUUCAGUUUCACAAGAGAACAACUGAGGAACGUAAAGAGCACUGACUUUGGGAGGAUUUUCUUUCUUUCUUUUAAAGCCGGAGCAGAAGGCUCAAUGGUUGAUUCCUGUUGCAACUGUGCUGAAUGUUCUGUACCCACAAUUGCAAUAGGACAGCUUCCAUAGUUGUCCAGAAUGAUUUCUCAUUUUGAAUUCUAAAGAGAGUAUUGCCUUGGACUACUGUAGAGUUCCAAUGCCUUUUGUAGUCAGCGAUAAAACAAGAGUCUCUAUUAAUUCCACUGUGACUGUAACCACAGAAGCUUGGGCUUUUAAAUAUGGCGGGAGUCUUUUAGCAGCCUCACAUGUAUGAAUGUAUGGCAGUUUAACGUGCCAUGGAACUUUUAAACCUUCAGUCAACAUUUAAUGCCUCUUCAUCUGUAGUGUGUGUUAACAGCUUUGUCUGAUUUUGAUUAAAUGAACCAUUGUAACUGUUAAAUAGUUUAUGCAUUUUCAAAUCUUAUUUGUAAAAAAUCAGUUUUUUAAAAGAAGGGAGCAAUAACUAAUGCCCUGUAUAAUGUUGCUUUUAUUCUGGAAGGAGUGUCUGUUUUUAAAAGUUACUAAUCAUGUUGAAUAAGCUUCCAUUUUCAAGGACCUUUUGAUAGUUGGAUCUACAUAUCAACUCAAAUAAAGAUGGAUUUAGACAUACA
Eublepharis macularius is the source of this 1398-nucleotide messenger RNA. RefSeq names its product cysteine dioxygenase type 1 (gene CDO1). Bases 126 to 740 code for a protein of 204 amino acids. Gene Ontology annotation, molecular function: ferrous iron binding; cysteine dioxygenase activity. The record is from RefSeq and is a predicted model, not a curated record. Gene Ontology annotation, biological process: L-cysteine catabolic process. The transcript is spliced from 5 exons. NCBI's taxonomy places the organism in Eukaryota, Metazoa, Chordata, Lepidosauria, Squamata, Eublepharidae.